This is a messenger RNA of Amphibalanus amphitrite, 5529 nucleotides long. RefSeq lists its product as uncharacterized. The transcript has a single exon. Gene Ontology annotation, molecular function: nucleic acid binding. Bases 1 to 5529 code for a protein of 1842 amino acids. Gene Ontology annotation, biological process: DNA integration. Lineage: Eukaryota; Metazoa; Arthropoda; Thecostraca; Balanomorpha; Balanidae. The record is from RefSeq and is a predicted model, not a curated record.
AUGUCUGACAAGCGGUCACGACAUGCCAGUGAUGCGAAAUCACAUCAAAGCCGCCGAAGCUCGUAUCACACGAGGAGCGAGGCGAGCUUCAGCACGGCGUCCUCCGGUCUCAGUGAAGCCCGCCGCCGGGCUGCACUUAGCCAGCUCCAGGCGGAACAGGCCCAGCGCGCCGCCGCCGCCAAGGCUGAGCUGGCCCGGCGUCUGGCGGAGGCGGACGCGGAGCAGGCCCGACGACAGGCGGAGCAAGCCCGACAACAGGCGGAGGCGCAGGCAGAGCAGUCCCGGCGGCAGGCGGAGCAGGCAGAGGCGCAGGCAGCCCUGGAGGCACAGGCGGCGAAGGAUGAAGCUGAGUGCCGUCAGCUGGAGCUGGAGCUGCUGGAGCAGGAGGAGCGGGGUUCGCAGCACCCUCGUUCUUCCGCUGCACCAUCCGUCGCUGGUCUUCCGGUGGUUGCAACUGAGCCACCGGCACUGGUGGACGUGUCUCGACAAACGGACGAGUCAACCACGCGCACCCGACAGUGGCUGGCUCAGUCUCAGCUGCAUGUGCCGCCAGUGGAUACGGCUCCUGUCGGCACCCUGCCUCCACCUGCGGUGCGGCUGCAGCACCCGUCCCGUGACGACACCAGAGCGGUCCCACAUCUGCCGCGCAUCACGCUGGAGAAGUUCGGCGGCUCUGCCAUCGAGUGGCCGCGGUGGAUAGCCCUCUUCAAAGCGCUGGUACACGACCGCGCCGACCUCACCGACGUAGAACGGCUGACCUAUCUGCAGACUCACCUGACGGGGCCGGCGAGAGAGUCUGUGCGGGGCAUGCUCUGCGACGCCAGUCUAUACAGCACCGCCCUGUGUGAGCUGGAGCGAGAGUUUGGUGACCCGUCCCGUGUGAUACAUGCCACGAUGAAAAGACUGCUCACAGCGCGGGCGGUGAAAGAUGGCGACCUGUCAGCGCUGACAGAGCUGUCUCGUGAGCUCCACACCGCGGUGAGCGUCCUACAGUGUCUGCACUACGAGCACGACCUCGCUGCCGCCACGAACGUCACCACUGUGACUGGGAAGCUACCAGCCUCCCUCGCCUGGAGGUGGGGCGAGCACAUGGUGGAAAACGGCAUCACUCGUCCGACGCUCGUCGAUCUCGACGAAUGGCUUCGCCGUCAUGUGUCAGCUGGUCGGUUGGCCUUGAACGUGACCACCAAGCAGCCGCCGAAGGUCGAGGCUAACGACGCUGAGUGCCGCCCGAGACGCGUGUUUACCACCACGUCGGCGCGGCCCACGCCGGCGGCUGUAAAGCGGGGGAGGACGGCGGCCAUAAAACCAUCAGCGGACGGGAACAGCGCCGGCUGUGCCAUGUGUCAGCAAACACACCAGCUCCAGCGCUGUGACAAAUUUCUCGCGUUGACUGUGAGUGAAAGGGCAGAGUUUGUCGGCAGAAACAGACUGUGUUUCAACUGCCUGGGCCGCGAUCACAUCAGCGCUACGUGUCCCAGUGAUGCACGAUGUGACGCGGAGCACUGCAGCAGGCGUCAUCACGCGCUGUUGCACAACGGCAGACGAGUGUUUCCGCGGAGUGAUAACGCUGGUGGCACGCCGUCAUCCACCAAACACGUCGGCACAGCGUCGGUCGAACCUCGCGGUCAUAUUCUGCUGCAGGUGGUACCCAUCACCGUGAAUGGUCCGGCAGGUAGCCGCACCACAAACGCGCUAUUGGACUUAGGAAGCCAGGUCACACUGGUCACCGACGGCCUGUGUGACCGGCUCGGCAUCUCGGGGCCCGCGGGCAAAGUGUUGCUGAGCACUCUGAACGGCAACCAAACGAUGCAGUCACGGCGCGUAUCGUUUGCUGUUGAGGCUGUGGGCGGCGACGGCAAGGCGCACUGCAUACAAAACGCCCAAACGACGCCGACGUUAAACGUGUCAGCCAAGGUCAUGGACUGCACGGUGGCAAAGGAGGAAUGGCCGCACCUGGCCGACCUGGAUCUCCCCAGCGCCACCCGCGACCCGGUGGAGGUGCUCCUGGGGACGGACGCCAUCGAACUAAUUGUGCCACGGGAAGUGAUUGAAGGGCCGCCGGGGACGCCGUGCGCGGUAAAAACCGUGCUGGGAUGGUCAGUGACCGGGCGAGUGCCGGGGCGUUCCAUGUAUGAACAAGGUGAACACGCUGUGCACCAUGUACGUGUCAGUGACGAGAGGAGUGCGCUCAUCGAACUUCAGAAUCAAGUAAAGCUGUUCUGGACGACCGAGGCUUUCGGUACAAAAUACGAAGGUGCACAACUGCACUCGAAAGCAGAUCAGAGAGCCAUGUCCAUUCUGGAGAGCGUCACGAGAAAGACCGGCGACCGAUACGAGACCGGUCUCCUGUGGCGUGAUGACGAGGUGCAACUCCCAGACAACCGUCAGACUGCUCUUACGCGUCUGAAGGCGGUGGAGAGACGCCUGGACCGAGACCCUGACCUCUGUCGGUCGUAUCGAGACACGAUGAACGACUACAUCACCCAAGGUCACGCCAGCAAGGUCAGCGGAGAGCAGCGCACGCACGGGCGGACGUGGUAUCUGCCCCACCACGCCGUUCAAAACCCCAACAAGCCAGGGAAGGUGCGUGUCGUGUUCGACGCGGCGGCGAGGUGUGGUGGCACGUCACUGAACGACAAUCUCAUCACUGGACCCAACAAUCUGAACUCACUCACCGGUGUGCUCAUGAGGUUCCGACAGGGCCGCGUGCCGAUCGCGUCUGAUGUGAAACAGAUGUUUCACCAGAUAGCCGUCCGUGCUGAGGACCGACAGGCACAGCAGUUUCUCUGGCGUGAUAUGGACAUGACGAAGGAGCCAGAGACGUAUCAAAUGAACGUGGUCAUCUUUGGUGCAAAGUCAUCACCAAGCACGGCCACCUACGUGCUGCGACGGUGCGCAGAAGACGGCAGAGACAAACACCCUCGGGCGGCCGACAAGAUCGUCAGCCGCUUCUACAUGGACGACUACCUGGACUCCGUCGACACCGAGAGAGAGGGACGGGAGCUGGUCAACUCGCUCAACUCUCUGCUGAGCGCCGGCGGCUUCCACCUGACAAAAUGGACGAGCACGUCAGACGUGGUGCUGAAGGACGUGGCGCCUGAGGACAAGUGUGAGGAGUCACGCGACCUUGACCUGACCGGUGAGAACAGAUGGAUGAAGACGCUGGGCGUUCACUGGUGCGCUCAGGAUGACCAAUUCAGGUUCAAGGUCAAGAAAGUCGACAGUGGGAACACCAAGCGUUCCAUCCUGAGCAUCACGUCAGCAGUGUUCGACCCGCUGGGCAUGUUGGCUCCGUUCAUUGUCCGUGCGAAAUGUCUCAUCCAAAGGAUCUGGCUCGGCGGAUGGGACUGGGACGAGGCCAUCAGCGACAGUGAACUCCUCGUUCAGUGGCACAGCUGGCAGCGGGAGCUGAACGACACGGACUGCGUGCGAGUGGGCCGCUGUUAUCGCCCUGACGACAGAGCGAUCGUAAACUGUCAGCUGCACGUGUUCGGUGACGCCUCUGAGCUUGCGUUCGGUGUGGUGGCGUAUCUGCGGUUCGAGCUCGAGGAUGGCACCGGCUAUUGCAGCUUCGUGAUGUCCAAGGUGCGAGUCGCACCCAUCAAACAGCUCAGCAUACCUCGACUGGAGCUACAGGCCGCCGUCAUGGCCGUCCGCGUGGCUGACACCAUCAAGGCAGAGCAUGAUAUGGCCAUCAACGAGACCGUCUUCUGGAGCGACUCGUCCACCGUGCUCCAUUGGAUCAACAGCGAGAGCAGGCGGUUUAACACCUUCGUCGCAAACCGCAUCGCCGAGAUCCAGGAUGCGUCAGACGUGACUCAAUGGCGACACGUGCCAGGGCCACUGAACCCAGCGGACAUAUGCAGCCGAGGCUGCUCGGUGACGGAGCUGGCGCCCGGCGGCGUGUGGGUUCAAGGUCCGGCCUUCCUACGGCGCCGUCACCAGGACUGGCCCGCCGCGCCGCCCCGCACGACGGAGCGCCCGAGAGACGAGGAAACGGCCGAAAUGAGGGUAAUAGCCUGCGCCACUGGGGGAGCUGAGCCGGCCAUAAACCCCAGCCGGUUCUCAUCAUGGCUCAGGCUGCUGCGUGUGACAGCGUGGGUGCGCCGCUUCGCUCACAACAGCCGCAGCCGAGCAGCAGCUGAUCGGCGGACGGGACCGCUGACUGCUGAAGAGCUGAGAGAAGCUGAGCGUGUCUGGCUGCUCAGCACACAGGCCGAGCAGUUCGGCGAUGAAGUUGCAGCUCUCCAGCACGGAAGACGGCUCCCAUCGAACAGCGGACUGCAUCAGCUGACACCCUUCCUGGACUCGACCGGCCUACUGAGAGUCGGGGGCCGGCUGCGCCACGCCCAGAUGGACUUCGAGGUCAAGCACCAGGUGAUACUACCUGCACGCGGAGACAUCACUCGGCUGAUCAUCACCGACCGACACAAGAAGCUCGCCCAUUCCGGUGCUGAACACGUGCUGACUCACCUGCGGCAGCAGUUCUGGGUCAUCUGUGGCAGAGCUGCAGUGAAGCGGUACACACGUGCCUGCAUGCUGUGCCGGAAACGGUCAGCCCGGCCAGCGCCGCCGCUGAUGGGUGAUCUACCAGCCUUCCGAGUGGGCGAGCCGGCCCCGGUCUUCGCUCGUGUAGGAGUGGAUUUCUUCGGCCCCCUGACGGUGAAGAAACAUCGCAAACGAGAAAAGAGAUAUGGCUGCCUGUUCACCUGCCUGUCUACCCGAGCAGUCCAUAUCGAACUGGCGCACUCACUGGACACCGACUCGUUCAUCAUGGCCAUGCGACGAAUGAUGGCGAGACGGGGCAACGUCAGCCUCGUGUGCUCGGACAAUGGCACAAACUUCCGUGCUGGUGAGCGGGAACUGCGGCAGGCACUGCAACAGUGGAACCAGACAAAGAUAGCGGACACGCUGUCUCAAGAAGGAGUUGAGUGGCGGUUCAACCCACCAGGAGCACCGCACUUUGGUGGCGUGUUUGAGCGACUGGUCCGGUCCGCCAAACGCGCACUGACGACUGUGCUGGGAGACCGAGCCGUGGACGAUGAGACGCUUCGAACGGUCGUCACCGAGGUGGAAGGGCUCCUGAACGGCCGUCCGCUGACCUACAUCAGCACCGACCCGGGCGACUACCAGCCACUCACCCCCAAUCACUUCCUGAUCGGUCGCGCGUCUCCCCAGCUGCCGCCCGGUGUGUUCGUCGACGGUGACCUGUGCGGCCGACGGCGCUGGAAGCACACCCAGGUGUUAAUCGACCACAUCUGGCGGCGCUGGCGACGGGAAUACCUCCCGACACUCACCACGCGGGUGAAAUGGCGCGCAGACACGGCUGACGUGCAGCUCGGGGAGCUAGUGCUGGUGACAGACGACAAUCUGCCCCGCGGACACUGGCCUGUGGGGCGAGUGGUGAACGUGUUCCCUGGCGCCGACGGCCGAGUGCGGGUGGUUGAAGUGGCCACUGCCACUGGACGCUAUAGGCGGCCGGUCUCUCGUCUCUGCCGUCUCGAGUGCGAUGGUGACGGACAGUAA